Mangifera indica (mango) is the source of this 1380-nucleotide messenger RNA. RefSeq lists its product as uncharacterized. Gene Ontology annotation, cellular component: glycosylphosphatidylinositol-N-acetylglucosaminyltransferase (GPI-GnT) complex. Gene Ontology annotation, biological process: GPI anchor biosynthetic process. The transcript is spliced from 5 exons. Bases 163 to 720 code for a protein of 185 amino acids. The record is from RefSeq and is a predicted model, not a curated record. Lineage: Eukaryota; Viridiplantae; Streptophyta; Magnoliopsida; Sapindales; Anacardiaceae.
GAAAAAAAAAUUACAAAUUUGUUGUAUUAACCAGACGCUGCCGUUCCUGCAUGAGUUGGACCUCUGGCUAGCCCGCAGGCCAUUACAUUGUUUUGUUUACUUGUUGAGCAGGAAUUAAUAAUUUCCCGCAACCAUAGACAAGAAAAGUCUUGAUGUAUUAAAAUGGUGGAUGAAAAUUCAAUUGUUAAUCGAAGAUAUACUUACAUGCGUGAAUGUAAAUGGCCUACUGAAGCCAUUGACAUACACCAUGUUUUUGCCAGAAGAAGCAGUGCAAAGCGUUUCUUCAUUUAUCUCUCCGUCGUCGUUGUUUUAUCAAAUACAUUGUUUCUUCUUCUAUCCAAGAGCGAAUCAAUUUCUGUUCUUUUAUCGAGCUUGAUUAUAAGUGGAUUCUUUGUUAAGCUGUUGCUUUGGAAGCCUGUUGAAAAAGAAUCUGUUAUAAUAAUGCCGGCUUUGGGAGUUCAACUUGAAACUCACUAUUUAAGUGGAAGAAUUAUGCGCCGGUUUUUCCCGCUUGGCAAGAUUUUGAGACCUGUAUUGCUUGAAAGUGUGACUCCAACUACUUGUUACUGGAGCCUAUUGUUAGUUGUACGUGACGAAGGAGAGUUGAUGCCUGUGUUCAAGGAAUUACGUCCUCCAGUAAAGAUGUUAGUUCCCAUCUGGAAGGCUCUGUGUGCUACCAUUGAUGAUAAAAAAGGACCAGAUACAAACGACGGUUCAUGAUUUUAUUGUUUACCGAAAAAUUUGAUAUACCGGAGAACCACUUGUGGGCAGAUACACAUUAUCAAAUAACUGUAGGUGCAUGGUCGUCAAGUUGAACCAACUUAUGGUAGUGAAUUCAACCACUCCACUUUAUGUAGAAUAUCAUGACCUCUUGUUUUGAAACUGGCAGAGGAAGUCUUUACAUUGAACCUGCAACAUAAAUCAAACUCGUUGGAGAAGAUAAACUUACAAGCUUUAGCGCAGAAAAAAAAAAAAAUCUCCCAGGUAGAGGAAACAGAGGAGGUUAUGAUUCAUUAUGUACUAAAUCUAUUAUUACAAGAUCAAUAAACUAUUUAGGAUAAGCUAUAAACAGGAAAGAAGAAUGGCAAAGACUUCGCACUGGAUGAAUGUAUCAAUUUACAUAUAUAAGACCUCCAAAGCGAUCAUAGUAAUUUUGGUUUCUAUUAGAACCUAUAUUUACAUUUCUCACACAAAGAAGGAUCAAAGGAAGAGAAAUAUCUCAAGAACACAUGGCAGCCAAGGGGAAGAACAAAUAGCAAUUUCAUAGGAGCAAGGACCACCAAACUUGGAGCGGAUAUGUGGCAUUCCAAAGGGAGGAUUGGUUGUUGUGGAGCUCAAAAGUGAAGGAAAAGGAGAUGGGAAAGCAGUGGAGAAUUGACA